AGACGCCGUCGUUUCAAAAAGCAAAAAUCUUCCUCGAUCUGAGAUUCCGAGUUCGGCUACAAUCACACCUAGAGCGAACAAAGGCACGCAGAGAGACCGACAAAACACAUGGCUCCCUCAUCGUCCUUUUCAUCGUCGAAGGGCAUAGUGAUAACGAUGCCAGUGCUCGUACUGGCCGCCUCCGUGGCCGCUAUAUUCUUGUUCUUUCUCUUGUCGUCUCUCUCUACCUGUAAUUGCCCUACGGGGGUGCCCAGUGCCGGCGGCGGUGUCCCCGUUUCCGGCGGCGGUCGCGAUGGUGGUGGUCGUGUUGCGGUGUCCACGACGAAGGAGGAUGUGGAGUGGGUCAAGGACCAGAUCCUAAGUAACGGCCUCCAUAUGCAAGACAAUGUCCUCCGCAAGGGCAUCAACCCCCGAACUAGAGCCCAGCAGCUCCAAGAUCUCUUACAGUUCAAAGGUAUAUCACAUUAUGAAGGACCUGAGGCAAACAACCACACUGGCCUCCCCUGCCCUGGAGAGCUUCUUGUUGAAGAGCACCACAGCAACUAUGGUGAACCCUGGGCAGGAGGGCGAGAUGUAUUUGAGUUCCUCGCUCAAUCCACCCACCUCACACCUGACUCACGGGUUCUUGAAAUUGGCUGUGGCACCCUCCGAGUUGGCCAGCAUUUCAUUCGCUAUCUCAAUUCUGAGCAUUACAAUUGUCUUGAAAGAGACGAGCUCUCUCUGAUGGCUGCAUUUAGAUACGAGCUUCCUUCACAAGGGCUCCUAUACAAGCGCCCUUUAAUUGUGAAAGGCGAGGAUAUGGAUUUAACUAGAUUUUCAGGAGUUGUGUAUGAUUUGAUCUAUGCUAGUGCUGUCUUUCUUCAUAUGCCUGAUAACCUUGUAUGGACUGGAUUGGAACGCUUAGCUAGGCAACUGAAACCUUAUGAUGGGCGAAUUUUUGUGUCCCACAACAUAAAGUUCUGUUCCCGUCUGGGAGGAGACGAGUGUACGAAGCGGCUCACAACUAUGGGGCUCGAGUAUGUAGGGAAGCAUACACAUGAUAGCUUGCUUUUUAAUCACUACGAGAUCUGGUACGAGUUCAGGCGGUCAAAGGCAUAGGAGUUGGGACUUUAUGAAUUCAAUUUCUCUUGAAUGUUGUUGUUCUAGUUUGGGAGCAGAUUUCAAUGACUGGCCUCUAACUACUGCAACCGGAAAGUUCAAGGUCUAGUCUUCAACUUCCUGUUGAUAAAAUGUAUGAGGAAGAGCGAGGAGUAACAAAUCAAUGGGCUUCACCUUAGUAGUUCAUGAGCUAUGGUGCAAAAUUGUACCAGUUUUGUAUUUAAUUAAUUUUCCUUGCAUUCAGUCUGUUUUGUAUUUUGAAGUAGUCGAAGUAUUCAUUGCAAUUUGUAACUUAGGUGUGUGGAACUGUCAUGUAAUCUAAUGUCUGAAAAAUGUGUUGGUUUCUGUUC
Messenger RNA from Carya illinoinensis, 1448 nucleotides. RefSeq lists its product as uncharacterized. The transcript has 2 exons. The record is from RefSeq and is a predicted model, not a curated record. Lineage: Eukaryota; Viridiplantae; Streptophyta; Magnoliopsida; Fagales; Juglandaceae. Bases 109 to 1098 code for a protein of 329 amino acids.